Hyaloperonospora brassicae is the source of this 1431-nucleotide messenger RNA. NCBI's taxonomy places the organism in Eukaryota, Oomycota, Peronosporomycetes, Peronosporales, Peronosporaceae. The record is from the annotation of a GenBank genome assembly.
AUGGCCAAAGUGCAGGAACGACUCGCGAUACUCAGUCUAAACAUCUUUUGCCGUCCCGAAGGCAUUCACAGCGGCCAAUGGCUCGCCAAGACGGGCGACCACAAAGACCUGCGGGUCGCACUGCUGCUCGAGAAAAUGGCAAAGUUUGACGUUGUGCUUCUGCAGGAGAUGUUUGAAGCAGGAACGCGGCAGGCGCAGUUUGUGCAAAAGGCGUUCGACUUGGGCUUUCACUACCACUGCGGCUCCGUGUGGCCACAGCUAUUGGGCUCGCGACUCAUUGACGGCGGACUGCUCAUUCUCAGCCGCUACCCGAUCGUCGAUCGCGAUCAGAUGAUGUACUCCCAGGGCGCGGGCAGUGACGGAAUGUGCGCGAAAGGUGUGCUCUAUGCGCGCAUCCAGCUAUCACCUGAGCCCUCGGAUUCCCUGCACGUGUUUACGACCCAUACGCAAGCAGGAGACCGCCUGAGAGAGUACACGAUCCGACUGUCUCAGCUGCAAGAGAUGCACAAGUUCCUGGCCAAGCACAUUGACAAGGACCCUGACGUGCCCGUGCUCAUUACGGGCGACUUUAACCUCGAUGCACGACAUGAUCUCGUGCACGAUCCCCGUACUGGUGCAGCCUACAGCACGCGCUGUCGAGAGAGUCGUGUGUACCAGCAACUGGUCGCCGAUGUCGAGCGGGUUGUACGUGAAGCGAGGCUGAAAGCUGCAGGGAACACGGGGGAACAGGUUAUGGACAGCUCGUCGUCAAACUCGUUGGUCGUUGACCUCAUGAAGCACUGCGACACGACGAAACUGGGCGACGAAGUCCACCCGAUCACGAAUGGCGAUGGCCACUCUUUGCUCGUGCACGAAACGGACCCUCUGUCGCUCGACAAGGACGGCAAAUGCAUCGACUACAUGUUCUUCGUGCCAAAGGCUCGUGCUGCAGCUGCUGCGAUUGGGAAAACCAUUGCGACCAACGACAACGACAGCAUUGAUCGUGAUGGCAACAAACACAAAGGCCACGAAAGUGGUGAAGAGAUAGCGUUACCGCGCUUUCAAUUGACUCUGGUGAAAGAUGCUACAUUGGUAGACCAUUGCUCUGUGGCCGAGCUCGUAAAAGAUGGCGCACACGAAGGCUACAGCACAAUGGGCAACCAUUUGCGCCAGCACCCGUUACCGAUCACGCACCUGUCCGAUCACUACGGCCUGCGAGCUUUGUUCUCGCUGGAACUCAUGAGCAUGAAGCGACCCGAUGGUCAAUGUAUGGACAAGAACGAGUCGCUCUUGUCCGUGUUGCAGCUACACUUCCCACACCGCAUCUUUGCUCAAAAACCUCAGCGGCUGUGGAAGUGGAAGCUAGCGUUCACACUUUUCGCAAUCGUAGCUGCUGCUGGCAGUGUCACUCUGGUUACGAUCCGCACGAUGCUGAAUGCUGUGGUCAGCUGA